AUGCUUGAGGCGAGGACAAUUUCUGACUCCAGCGAUGUUGGCGCUGCGGGAGGGGAGGGAAUGCAGGAUGCUCGUUUUCCUCGAGAGCAGACAGAUCCUUUCCAAGCCAGUCCCUCCAGUCCCUCUCUUCCACCUGCUCAGCAGCAGCAGAAGCAGCAGCAGCAGCAACAGCCAGGUUUUACGUCAGCAGCCGCGGCAACAAGCUCGGAAGAUCAUCCCGAGGCGCAACCCCGACCUGCAGGUGGCUCAGCGUCCGAACCAGCAAUCGGCGGCUCGGGGACGGGCGACUCUGCUGUUGGUUCGGCAUCCAAGCCUCGGGUGGCGAAGAAGCCACACCACCGGAAUGUGAUUGACCAGAAGCUGCAACAGGAAAUAGUCGCUCUGAAGCAGGCUCACCCUGUGCUCACCAGCGCGCAUAUCGCGCGCGCGGUUUCGAAGCUGUACGGAGUGCCAGUGAAAGAAUCGCAGGUGGAGAUGAUUAUAUUGCGGUCCACUGUAGACCGGAGCGUGCAGAGCGACUGGACGAGGUGGCGGCGUACGCGUUAUAAGAACCCGCCGCUGGAGGAGGCGCUCGUGCAGUGGGUGCGAGAGAGGAAGCGCGAGGAGGAGCGCGAUCCGAUGAGAGAAAUUAAAGGGGUUAAGAAGCAACUUUCGGUCAAGGAGAUGCGGGAUUAUGCGAUGAAAUUGGGGCCGUCGCACGGCGUGCCUGACGUCUUUAAGUACAGCAAUCACUGGAUUCAGAAGGUUCUAGAAGAAAACGGGUUGAAUAAGAAGGGAGAGGAGAUUAGUAGGACGGGAGGUGAAGGUUCGGGGAAUGAUGACGGUGUGGGCAGUGGAGCAGGUUUGGGGGAAGGUGGUGCUGGCGGAUUGGACCGAGGCGGGAGCCCAGGCUUGGAGAAGCCAGGCUCGGAGAAGCCAGGCUCGGAGAAGCCCAAGCCGAAGCGUCCUUUGGUUCGGAACGAGAUCCCGUUUGAGCUCCAGCUUCGGUACGAGGUUGCUGUGGUCAAGCGCGCUCGGCCGCACUUAGAGAAUAGAGUGAUCGCUGCUGCUAUUAGGGCUAAGUACGGAGUGGAAAUGACCCCGAGAGCGAUAAGGAAGAUUGGGGAGGAGAGUGAUAAGUGGUUUAGGCUGGCGGCAGGAGUGGUAUCAGAUCCUGACCAAUCACGAAUGGAGGAGGCUUUAGCGGAGUGGGUGAUUAAAGAGGAGGAGACGGAGAAGAGGGAGGUGACUAUAGAGGAGAUUAUAGCAAAGGCGAAGGAGAUAGGGCCGGGGUAUAAGGGGCGAGAGGAGCGGGAGGAGAGGGAGGCGAUGAUGAUGAUGACUGGUUUGAGAGAGAAUUCGGGGGGCGAGGGGGAGGAGGAGGAGGAGGAGGAGGAGGAGGAGGAGGAGGAGGAGGAGGAGGAGGAGGAGGAGGAGGAGGAGGAGGAGGAGGAGGAGGAGGAGGAGGAGGAGGAGGAGGAGGAGGAGGAGGAGGAGGGGGAGGAGGAGAAGGAGGACGACGACGAGGAGGUGGAGGUGGUGACCAGGCAGGGAGGGCAGGGGGAUGAGGACAAGGAAGGAGAGGAGUGGGGAGGCGAGGAGGAGGCGGGGGAGGAAGAGGGGGAUGGUGGUGCAGGGGAGGAGAGGGAUGGUGGAUUAGUUAGUUUUGUAAACCUGCAGAUGCGAACAGUAAAUCGUGCUGCCAGGCAGGUGUUAUGUGAGUCGGCAGGGGCAGGAGGCGCGGGUACAGUGGCGGGGCGGGGAGCUGGUGCUGUCAUCACCCUCACAGCGGAGGGGGAAGCACUGGAUGAGGACAGCAGUGAGGGAGAAGAAGCAGAAGGAGGCACAGAAGAAGGCGCAGUGGAGCUUGUCGUACUGGAUGGGGAUGAUGCAGGCGAGAAGGGAGGCUGCUCUGUUGAUGCAGCCCCCAAGGCACCCGCAGGUGUCUCUUCCCCUGUGCCCAUCGUUCUCGCCCUGGCCGCCCCCAACGAUCCCAAUGCCCCCGCCACGCCCCCCACCACAACCCUUCCCACCUCAUCCCAAGCUGCCCUGGCCUCUCAAGCUGCCAUGGCUUCUCAGGCCAUGAAACCCCUCAAUUCCUCCCUAGUUGGCCGGGCUUUCCCCAAUACCACAGAAAAGGCACCGAAUUCCGAUGCUUCUUCUGGAAAAGCUUUUCCCGAUCCGAAGCGCUGCACGGUUAGGGAGCUAACGGUGGGUCAGAAGCGCGCGUUCUGCCUCGUGCGCCACGCCCUGCCGAACCUGCGCCGAACCAACAUCUACGAGCUCGCCAAGGCUGCGCUGCCGGCUUGGGGAGCGCGCGUGUCGUUUGAUACUGUAAGGUGUGUGGUGAGGGACAGCUGGUGGUGGCUGAGGAUUCCACGGGGGAAGGAGGAGGAGAUGAAGAAUAAACCAAGGAAAAAGAGGAGGACUAGGAAAGAGAAGGGCACAGGGCAGUGCGCGAAGCUGGAAGAGGCGUUGUGGAAGUGGAUAGAGGGGAUAGGAGCAGCGGAGUUGGUGACAAAAGGAAGGGUGAAGGAUAGGAUAAGUAUGGCCAAGGAGCUAGGACCGACUCUGGAUGCUCCUCUUGGAUUUAAUUACUCGGAGUCCUGGGUGCGGAGGGUUGUAGGGCGGUUCCAGGCGAGGGCGAGGGGUGAGGGGGGGGGGCGAGCGGAGGGGGUGGAUGGGGAUAGGGUGGAGGGUGGGGAGGAUGAGGAGGGAGAGGAUGGGGAUUGGUCGGAUGAGGAUUCGUAUGGUGAUGGGGAGAGUGAUGAGGAGAGUGAUGAGGGGGAGGAGGAGGAUGAGAGUAACGAGGGUUCAAGUGAGGAUGAUGAUGUGGUGGAGGUGGGAGGAGGAGGUGAAGGGAGGAAGAAGAGAGGGCGGAGCGGGGAGACAGCAGGGCGGGAGUCGGAGCAUGCAAGGGGUGGGAAACGGGGAAAAAUCGCCACACCUUCGGGAGACAUACAAGUUUCUGCUGCUGCUGCUGCUGCUACUGCCGCCGCUCCUUGUGCCGGGGCUGAUCAGGAUCCGCACCGGUAUGCGCUGCACAAGUGGGCGGACGAUCCGGACCUUUCCAGCCUCAUGCGGAGCGUGCUCGGGCCAGACUGGCUCACACAGUGCACCCGAAGAGGCGGCAUUGCGUACGAGAAUGACGGCAGCUUGACUGCUGAUGCUGCUGUCGCCGACUGCCGCCCUCCCCGCCGUCGCCGUGCGGUUGCUACAGGCGCUGUUGCUACUGCUGCUGCUGCUGGAGCUGCUGGGUUCAGCAGUUCUCCGGCUGGUGCGGCCGGUGGCCGUACCGUUAUGUACCGUUAUGAACUGCAUGGGGAUUCAUGGACAGCUGUCGCUGCUGGUGCUCGAGUCACAAGGAGCCAGGCUUUCGCAAAAACAGCAAGAGGAGGAGGAGGAGGAGGAGCGGGUGUAGCAGGCACGGCAGGUGUCAAAGGUAUAGCAGGCAAAGCAGGUGUGACUGGCACAGCAGGGGGCACAGCAGGGGGCUGGGACACAGCAGGGGGCUGGGACACAGCAGGGGGCACAGCAGGGGGCACAGCAGGGGGCACAGCAGGGGACUGGUACACAGCAGGAUCUCCACUCAAUUUCCAGCAGCUCAACCUGCCCCGUCCGCACCACUUGCGUGUAACCCCAGAGCACACCGGCCAUUCACCCCACUCCCACACGUAUGGCUUCGCUUCUCAAACACAACCUGCUGCUGCCACUUCACCUGCUGCUGCUGCUGCUGCUGCUGCUGCACAUGGUGUUGGGCCGGCAGCAGGAGGGGCGGCUGCAGCUGCAGCACUGCUUGCAGCAGCUCUGGGCGCUGGUGGUGCUGCUGCUGGUGGUAUAGCCAGUGCUUUGGGUGGUGGUUUUGGUGGGUUCGGUAACGCUGCUGGUGGUGCUGGUGCAAGCGGUGGUGGUUUGGCCAAUGCAGGCAAUCUGGGAGCCCUGGUGAACGCGAGCGCAGGUCAAGGCUCAGGAGCUGGUAACCAGCAGCUGCUGCUGCUGCUCACUCUCUUGGCUGCACAGGCAGCAGGAGGAGGUGCCGGAGGGGGCGUGGGAGGGGGUGUGGAAGGGGGUGUGGGAGGGGGUGUGGGAGGGAGUGUGGGUUUAGGUUUUGGAGGAGCAGGAGGGGGAGACAAGUAUGGGUCGGAGGCAGGAGGACAACGUGCGUCGUUUGAGAGUGCUUGGCAUGUGCUGGUGGGUGCGGGAUCAGGUGGUGAGAGUGGGGAUGGAGACGGGAAGAGGAGGGGUGAAAGACGGAGUGUGAGGGAGGUGGCCGGCAGAAAGCGGGCGGCAGAAGUGAUUGAGCUUUCAGAUGAUGACAAAGAGGAGGAGCAGGGAUCAGAUGAUGAUGUGGUUGAGGUGAGGGGGGGUGGAUGGGGGAAAGAUGAGGAGGAGGAGGAGGAGGGGGAGGAGGAUAACACCCAGGGGCUGGGUGGGAUCCUGCAUGUCAGAAGGAACCUCAGGAGAAGCGGCACAGGUGCAGCAGGAUCGGCCGGAGCUGCUGUCAUUUCAAGCAUUCCGAGCCAUUUGAGCAAUCAGAGCAACCCACUUAUUCCGGGCCAGUCACUGGCUCUGGUGACGCAGGCUGCAUCUGGGGCGGGCUUACCUCUUCCCGCCUCAGUCACGCAGGAACGGGCUGCUGCUGCCCUUGCUGCCGCCAUUGCAGCUGCUGCUUCCGUGGCCCGCGGUGACUCCCCCAACGUUGCUGCUUACAACGCUACUGCUGCUGCUGGUACACGCAGUGGUGGGGGUGCUGGGUGGGGGGGUGCUGCUACUAGGGGAGGGAUCGGUGGUGGGUCUGGUGGCGGGUUGGCUGGUGGUGCUGCUGCAAUGGGAGGUGCUGGUUUUGGGCAGUUACUGGGUGCAAUUAGUGCUGGUGUAAUGCGGAAUGUUGGUGGGAUGGUAAAUGCUGGUGGAAUGGGUAGUGGAGGUACUAGUGGACUGUUUAACGCCCACGGACCGGGCAAUGCUGCUUUAGGGCAGCCAUACUUCUCCCCGUAUUAUCCUCCCCAGUUCUAUUCCGGCUUCAGAAAUGCUCCUGCUGCUGCUCCCGCUCCUGCUCCUGGUUUUCCCUCUGCUCCUGCUGCUGCUGCUGCUGCUGCGGCGUCUCCUGCUGCUGCCUUUGCUGCUGCCGCCACUGCUGCUGCUGCUGGGGCUCAGAUCGGUGGGGGUGGUAAUGCGAUUUCGGCUGCUGGUCGGGCUGCUGGUGCUGCCAAUUGGGACCGUUUCGUGCAGCAAGUGCAGCAGCAGGGGCAGUGGCAGCAGCAGCAGCAGCAGCAGCAGCAGCAGCAGCAGCAGCAGCAACAGCAACAGCAGCAGCAGCAGGAACAGCAGAAGCAGAAGGGACAGAAGCAGCAACGAAAGCAGAAGCAGAAGCAACAGCAGCAGCAGCAGCAGACAGGUGGUUCUGGGUAUAGAGCUUCCCUUCUGCAGCAGCUAGAGAAGAUGCACAAGCAGCAGCUGCAGCUCAUAGAUGCACCUGCCAAAGAUGCACCUACUGCCACAGAGGCACCUGCUACAGCACCACCUGCUACAGGCGCUUCUCCUGAAUCGCUUGUGGCUGAAACCAAAGCAGCUACAGCCGCUUCACCAGCGGCCAUAGCCACAUCACCUAAUUCACCAGCAACUGGGACCACAAAUGCCUCAGUAGUGCCUGUAGCAGCUACAGCCGCAUCACCUGACUCACCAGAGACGGGGACCAAAGCUGCUACAGCCGCAUCCCAAGCAACCGCAGCCGAAUCACCUGAUUCACCAAUUGCUGAAACCACAGGUGCUUCAGUAGUGCCUGUAGCAGCUACAGCCGCAUCACCUGACUCACCAGAGACGGGGACCAAAGCUGCUACAGCCGCAUCCCCAGCAACCACAGCCGAAUCACCUGAUUCACCAAUUGCUGAAACCACAGGUGCUUCAGUAGUGCCUGUAGCAGCUACAGCUGGCUCACCUGAAUCACCAGGGGCUGGCAUCACAGGUGCUGAGGUGGAUGCAGUUGAAAGCACCAUCAGCAAGAUCCUUGGAGGGAAGGAUUCUGACGCGCCUGUAGCCGCUACAGCCGGUGGUGGCAAUGUACCUGCACUCGAAUCAGAUAGGAAUGCGGUUGUAGCUGCAGGUGCUGAGGCUGAUGCAGUUGAAAGCACCAUCAGCAAGAUCCUUCGAGGGAAGGCUUCUGACACGCCUGUAGCCGCCACAGCUGGUGAAAACAUACCUGCUACAACCAUGGAUCAGGCUGUAGCCGCUACAGAAGGUGAUAAGACACACGAAGAUGUUGGCCCACAGCAGUCCAGAGCAACAGCUACGGAUGAGAUGGAAGUGGAUGGUGUUGCUGCUGCAGCGGGUGAGCCAAGAGAUGCCACAGCAGCUACAGCAGCUACAGCUGGUGAUGAUACACAUGAAGCUGUUGGCCCACAGCAGCCCAGAGCAAUAGCUACGGAUGAGAUGGAAGUGGAUGAUGUUGCACUUACAGCUGAUGAGGCAGGGGAUGCUGCAGCAGCUACAGCUGGUGAGACAGGGGAUGCCGGAGCAGCUACAGCCGGCGAGGCAGGGGAUGGCACAGAAGCUACAGCCGAUGAGGCAGGGGAUGGCACAGAAGCUACAGCCGGUGAGGCAGGGGAUGGCACAGAAGCUACAGCCGAUGAUGGUGCUGCUGGUGAUGGUGCUGCUGGUGAUGGUGCUGCAGGUGAUGGUGCUGCAGGUGGUGGUGAUGCAGGUGGUGGUGCUGCAGGUGGUGGUGCUGCAGGUGAUGGUGCUGCAGGUGAUGGUGCUGCAGGUGGUGGUGCUGCUGGUGAUGCUGCUGCUGAAGGAGGUGGAGAUGGUGCUACAGGUGGUGGUGCUACAGACGAUGGGGAGUCAAAAGCAAUUGCGCCGAUGCAUGUGGGAGGCAAUGAGUACGAGGCAAAGGACGCAAUGGAUGAGGAUGGAGGGGGAGGAGAUGAUACAGCAGGUGAUGGUGGGGAGUCAAGAGGAGAGGAUGCCACAAAUGAUGUUCCACCUCAGCAUGUUGAAGUACGGUACAUGUUAAAGCCAGCAGCUAAAAUAGUGACCCCCCCCUUCUAG
This is a messenger RNA of Closterium sp. Naga37s-1, 7026 nucleotides long. Lineage: Eukaryota; Viridiplantae; Streptophyta; Zygnematophyceae; Desmidiales; Closteriaceae. The record is from the annotation of a GenBank genome assembly.